Molecule: messenger RNA, 585 nt
Organism: Colletotrichum aenigma
Lineage: Eukaryota; Fungi; Ascomycota; Sordariomycetes; Glomerellales; Glomerellaceae
Exons: 1
Coding region: 1-585 (194 amino acids)
Source: RefSeq, a predicted model, not a curated record
AUGACUCCGCAAAUUGUUCAACCCACAGCAGCGGCUCCGGAGAUCAAGCCUCGCAAGCGUUUGCCGGAUGACAGGCUGGCUUGGUCCUUGCCACGUGAACAGAAGCUGGAUGUGUCGCCCACAGCUUGGUCGAACCUGCCAGACCCGUGGCGCCCGACUCAACCGAAGCCCCAGAGCCAGCCUGAGGUGAGGGAAGAGCCCGGGAGAGGACUUCAUAAUGGGCUAUCUUUAAGUCUUGAAGACGCACACUUCGCAACGAGCUACAUUCUUUCCAUUGGGCCCGAUUUACUGAUGAAACUGGGCAAGCACGCUCGUCCUAGUUUGCUGAUGCGGGCCUGCGUUUUUGAUGAGAAAGUGAUAAAAGGACUCGUCAAGGGACUCGUCAACUAUAACAACAACCUAGCAUUGUUCACCGAUCAGGCUUCUAUCAGCGCAGUAACGAUCAAAUGGAUAUCCAUGCUCAGGGAGGCGGACGCUAUGGGCGACAGAAAGAAGGGUCUGAUACACCUCAUGGGCAGCGUAGCACUCCUACUCGAUGACCAGGACAUGUUCAACAAGGUUCUGCGACACGUUUCCCCGAUUUGA